Molecule: messenger RNA, 1737 nt
Organism: Lachancea fermentati
Lineage: Eukaryota; Fungi; Ascomycota; Saccharomycetes; Saccharomycetales; Saccharomycetaceae
Source: the annotation of a GenBank genome assembly
AUGAGCAAGAAACUCAUAACAAGGAACAGACCUGUUAAAGCCUGCGUAAAAUGUUUCAACGGCAAACGUAAGUGCAAUAAAGAAAAACCUGCUUGUACACGCUGCACUAGGCUUGGACUUAAGUGCGUUUAUUUGGCAAAGCUCAAAACUGAAGGCAGGGGCUCUUUUUCGACUGACUCCAGCGAACUUAAAGACUCUACGUUACAUUUUCUCGAAGAAAACAGGAAAAACGGAGAAAACGAAAGUUUUAGAAUUGUCACAAACCGUAGUGGUGAAUUAGCGAUAUUUGUUCCUAAAAACCUUUUUCCGUUUUAUGAUCCGUCUUCGGUCGUGACUUAUUUGCUGAAAGCAAAAACAGAUGACAACAAGGAAAUGUUUACUUUUAACUUUUCAGAGCUUGUCACCAAUCGAAUGUGCGUUGGAGAGUUAAGGUCAAAACUGCCGAAGGAAGCUUUAGGAAAUUUUCUUAUUUCACAUUUCUUAAAUUCGAUAUUUCCUCUUGUUCCAAUAAUUGAUCAAGAGGACUUCAUACUAAAAUGGAAGCUGUUUUUGAAGAGCCCUUCAUCUUUCGAAGAUUUGAAUGCAAUGAUAACACUCUUCGCUGUUUUCUUUUCAAGCUCUUUUUCACUACACCUUAAUCAGCUUUAUCAACGUAGGUGUAGCGUAACACCUACUAGCAAUUUGAAAUUUAUGAAAUUGGCGUUUGAGUAUUUUGAAUGCGUUGAAAAUAUAAAAUGCCUCCUCAUGACAAAUUACAACCCCUCCAUCCCAGCAAUUUCUUCGCUUGCUCUGAUGUACUAUGUGUCAUCGACAAAUUGUAACGAUCUUGCUGUACAAGUAUCGUCUCUGCUCCGUUAUAGUCACAUGGCAGGGUUACAUAAAAAAGCAACACGACUCUCAGGAACCCCUUUGAAGGAAGUCGUCUACGCUUUUGUUGUUUUCCUUGACUCCCUUGUUUCAUUUUAUACGGGACUUCCUUCUCAAGUUGAUCAGACCCUAAAUGAACUCUAUGACGGCAUGGAAGAACUUCCUAGCAAUCCUUUUACACUCGCUGCUGUUGCGCGCUUCCGUGCAGCCCGCCUAUGCGCAGAUAUUACGACUCAACUGAGCAAUGGGGAGCUCUUAAGUCAAGAUGAUUUAAAGAGGAAAAUAAGAGCAUUUAAAAAAGUUGAGCGAGAUAUACAUUUGAUCGAUGAAAGGAUUUUAAAAUUGCGCACCUCUUGUCCAUCUGACUUGACCUGGUCUUUUAAUGAGAGUUGGCUUUUUGUUAGAAGAGCGGGGCGCUUGCUCGCCUAUUUCAGCUCAAACGCUCAAUGCAAAUGGAAAAAAAGGAAGUCUGAAGUCAACCUUAACAAUGGGGAUUUGAUUUUGCAAUCAUUACUUUUGAUUAAUGAGUCAUUUUUAAAGAUUUCAUGCGCUCUUGAGCAAGGCACAGAGUCCGUUUGGUUUCUGAGAAAUACUUACCCUUUUGAGCCAAUAAUUAUAGUAUUGUCUCAUUUAAAGAGAUACCCAAAUGCAUGCGUGAAUUUUAUGGAUUUGGAAGAAGAAGUAUACUACACCAGAUGCGCAACAAUCGAUUAUUUUUCUGGAGACUUGCGUGUUGAAUUGGUCGAAAACUGUUGUCAGGCUCUAUCCGAGAUUGGAUGCCUUUGGCCGUUGAAGACACAAAAUCUAUUCAAGGAGAUAUUAGCACUAAAGUCAAAAGUAAUAAAAAAGGAAACAGGACAAAAAACUUAG